Molecule: messenger RNA, 2302 nt
Organism: Psylliodes chrysocephalus
Lineage: Eukaryota; Metazoa; Arthropoda; Insecta; Coleoptera; Chrysomelidae
Source: the annotation of a GenBank genome assembly
AUAAAAUAAUUAUUUAUUCAAUAAAUUUACAGAAAUUAGUUUCAAAAUAUUCUCUAGAUUUUCUCAAAAGUAUGUGUUUCACAUUUACGCCUUUCCAUGCAAAAAAGUUUUUCCGUAACAGCGCAAGACAAUCAGAUUGUUUCUCUGUUUAAUGAAAUUUUCAGUCUUGUCGUCGACAAACAAUGAGGAUCAUCAAGUGGUUGGAACAAUGACAGCGACAACUCCAAUUCAGAGCUGCUGUUUCGAAACGUGAAAAACAGAAAAACUCGCUGGAAAUCACAACGGUGCAUAAAUGGCGGAAAAAUUGUACGAAUAUCAAGGAGUUGCCGGAAGGAUUCAUUCGAUUAGGGAUAAUUUAAGAGAGAAAUACGCGUCCUGGAAGGAAAAUAAUCCGAACGGUGUGUCGGGGUGGGUAAAAGAAAAGUGUUUUUCUGUUAAACAAAGUGCUGGAAGUGGGAAUGGGAUUGAUGAUUAUUCGCAUAUUUAUAGAAAGAAAACAAAAAAGGAACUGGUUCGUGUGUCAGCGGCAGUAAUGGGAAUAGAAUUUUCUUAUGCAGCUGAAACCGCUUUUGUUUCGCCAACUUUACUCAAAAUUGGUGUUGAGCACAAACAUAUGACCCUCGUUUGGGCCCUGUCACCUCUGAUUGGUUUCUUCCUCACGCCGAUCCUGGGAUCCCUGAGUGACAGGUGUCAUUUAAGUUUCGGAAGAAGAAGACCGUUUAUUUUUAUUAUGUCUAUAGGAGUUUUUCUAGGUUUAAUUUUAGUUCCAAACGGAGAAUCUUUAGGCUACUCAAUGGGCGAUCCAAGACCACCCAGUCUAUCCUACCAUCGCGUGUCUUCCCAUAGGACUACAGCUCAGCAAAAUCAACUUAGCACUAACGAUGAUAAUAGUACCUUUACUAUAAACGAAACAAUAGUAAAUAAUAGCGAAAAUAUUGAUUCUUUUAUUCCAUACAAUAACUCACAUCCUUGGGGCGUUCUUUUUACAAUUUUGGGAACUGUUUUACUAGAUUUUGACGCAGACGCCUGUCAGAGUCCAGCUAGGGCUUAUUUGCUGGAUGUUACUGUUCCAGAGGAUCACGCUCGUGGUUUAAGCACUUUCACUGUAAUGGCAGGUUUGGGAGGAUUUUUUGGAUACGCUCUUGGUGGAAUCAACUGGGACGUUACUUUUAUAGGUGAAAUGCUGGGUGGUCACGUGAGAGCUGUAUUUACUUUAAUUACCAUCAUAUUUGUGGUGUGUGUUGGAUUUACCAUUACCAGCUUCAAAGAAAUGCCUCUGGCACUGAUAGAAAUCGGUGGAAGUGAAUUUCAAAAUUAUCAGAACUGCGAUGACGAGGAAAACGAAAUCAUGGAAACCAAUGAUCAACAAUCGUAUGGUGCAUUGGAAAAUACCCUCGAUCGGGAUAAUACAAAUCAAGCAGCAUAUUGCCCAAUCGGUGACGAAAACAACAAACUGAAUCAAGAUCAACCAAGGAAAAGCAUAAUCCCAGACCCGAAUGCAUCCUUAUUUUUGUAUUUGAAGAGUAUCAUCUACAUGCCUAGGUCUAUAAGAAUAUUAUGUCUCACCAAUCUGUUUUGUUGGAUGGCGCACGUCUGUUACUCCUUGUAUUUUACUGACUUCGUUGGAGAGGCAGUUUUUAAUGGAAACCCAACGGCAGUUGAAGGAAGUGUUUCUAGAGAAUUAUAUGAAACUGGAGUGAGAUUUGGAUGUUGGGGGAUGUCGAUGUACUCUUUAUCAUGUGCUUGUUACUCCACACAAAUUGAAAAAUUUAUUUCAAUGUUCGGUGCUAAGAAGGUAUAUGUAGGAGGACUCUUGAUUUACUCAACCGGAAUGCUGCUUAUGGCACUUACAAAACACAAAGUUGGAGUAAUUUUGUUUAGUUGGACAGCCGGUGUUAUGUAUUCAACUUUAUUCACAAUGCCGUAUCUUAUCAUAGCUCACUAUCAUGCUAAAGGAACAUUUGAAACAACUCUAGAGGGCGAAGAGAAAAUCUCGACGCAAAUCCGUGGAUUAGGAACAGACGUUGCUAUCGUAUCCAGUAUGGUGUUCUUAGCUCAGUUUAUUCUUAGCAUGUGUAUGGGUACCAUCGUCAACACUACUGGCACCACAACUGCUGUAGUCAGUGUGGCUAGUACGCUUGCCUUCUUUGGUGCAAUUGCUGCAACUCAAGUGAUGUAUUUGGAUCUGUAAAUGGAGCUGGACCUUCAAUGUAGUUAAUUUUUUAGAUGUAAAGAAGAAAACCUUUCAGUGUUGAUUUCUAUGUAUAUAGUAUAGCAGUAAAUAAAUAUACCUACCUAAUAA